Molecule: messenger RNA, 4682 nt
Organism: Bombyx mori (domestic silkworm)
Lineage: Eukaryota; Metazoa; Arthropoda; Insecta; Lepidoptera; Bombycidae
Exons: 10
Coding region: 234-1310 (358 amino acids)
Source: RefSeq, a predicted model, not a curated record
AGUGUUGCCGAGUCGGUCGUAGCUACUGCUACGCUUCGUAGCGCAUCUCUGUAGCUACGAGCGCGCGUAACACCGCGUACUACGGUACAAGUUCUAGUGACGUUCCUGUGAUACGCAUAAGUGAAGUGCUGUGGUCAGUCGUGAUAUAAGUGUGUGUAUCACGGUAUAACGUGGACAGCAUAAUGACGAACGUUGAUUCCAGUGAAGUGUAAUGUAGUUUGUUUGAAACAGCAAUGGGGUUCCCGUGCUUAUGUGUUUUCGCUUUCGUCUUGGCGCGGAUAUCAGAUACCAUCGCCUUAAGAGACGUGCAGCUGAUAGCGCCAUCUGCCGUAAAACUCGGCGACACAGUACUCCUCGGUUGCAAAUGGACUUUGGAAGGCAACGAAACUUUGUACAGCGUAAAAUGGUACAGGGGAAGGCAGGAAUUCUUCAGCUAUUUACCUAAAGAAUAUCCCUUCACGAGGAUCUUCGCGCAGCCUGGUAUAGACGUAGACGUGUCAAGGUCGACGUCCCAGCAGGUCGUGCUACGCGAUGCGACGCGAGCUCUCGCCGGCAGGUACCGCUGUGAGGUGUCAGCCGACGCACCCUCAUUCCACACUCAAGUCCGCUCCGCGUAUAUCCACGUUGUUGAAUUACCUCCAGAGAAGCCGAUCAUCAAAGCUGAGAAAGGCUGGUAUGCGUCUGGAGAUUCUCUACGAGCACAAUGUUCGUCUCCGCCGGCAGAUCCUCCAGCGAAUCUUACCUGGUUGUUAAACGGAAGAGAUAUCCAAGGCAAGCCUGUAAUUCAACAGAGAAUCCUGCCCAGCCCAGUAGUUCUAAUUCCUUCGAUAGACACGCCACAGUCUUCCAGAAAUCUUCCGGCCGGAGAAGAAAACACUAACAUUAUAUUCAGUCCAUGGAAAGCGUUUGGUCCUUUUGUGGAUACUAUACAGGAUGGCGAGUUGCUGCCAAGUCAAGACAGCGUCGUAUUACCGACGCCUCGUCACUCUGACAUUUCCUUUGACGACGACACCGGAGAUCAAAUACCCACUACACAAACUUCGAAUAAGGUGGCGUCAAUUAGCCAACUGUCGUUCAUGGUUAGACCGGACAGCUUCGAGCGAGGCCAGCUACGGUUGACCUGCAUAUCCAGCGUCCACUCCGUCUACAGCGAGCAGGCGGAGCUGGUCAUCAAUGAGGAACGGCCGCAGAUAGCUUCUGUUCUUGGCACUAGAGACAGCGCUGGAGGUCCAGCGUCCGCAUCGUCCGUACUCAUCUCGUUUUGCUGCGUCACCAUCACUACAAGUAGCUUAUGGCACGUUCUGCGAUGAUGUCUGGCUUCGGACCGAGCCCUUUGAGUGGCGCUCAAGAAAGUAUUGUAAAUAAACACGAAGAAAAAAAUAGUGGAAGAUUUUAUGUAUACGGUUCUGGAAGAAUCCACUAUCGGUUUAUGUGGAACCAGUUUUUCGCGAACAUUCGAAUAAUUUAUAUUCGGUUUGGUUCAUAAUUAUAUAGUGUAAAAAUGGUCAUCAGUUCACGGAACUAGUGGACGAUUAAUUUCAUUGCAAAUAUUAUUCGUUUUAUUAUUUAUAAGGAAAGGCUUUAUUAGACGGAAUUAUUUUUCGUAAUCCCAAAAUCGAUUCACAACAACGAUCUAACCAAAAAAAAAUACAUUAAAAUAUUAAUUGAAUAUGUAAAUAUAUAAUAACAAAACAAAAAUAUUCUUACUAAAUUAUGUGAUCUGUAGUGUAUAGUAGGAAAAAUCGAUAUGAAUAUAAUAUAGGGAUGUCCCCAGCACUGGUCGAUGUGGAGUAAACAAAACAGAUCGUCUGCAAGUUUAUGGUUGUGGUUCGUCGACAUAAUAUGUUUAAUGAAAUAUACAAAUUAAGUUAUCUUUAUGAACUUAUGACUAACAUUUUGAGUACUGACAUAUAGAAUUUACAAUUAAAUUGAUGCAUUUACAUCUGAAAAUGAAGCCGAGUAAAAUUACCUAAAAUAAUCGAAAUAAUUAAAAUCGAUAAUCUCGAUUCUGUAUUACGAUAUUUUAUGGUUCACGUUAUUGGAUCCAACGUUUGUCACUGUCACACCGACCAAUGUUGGCCAAAUGUAUAAUAAAAAAAUACUAAAAUAAAGUAGUGUAAUCAUUAGUGAAACUUGUGAAUUACGUUAAUUUCUGGAGUUUAUUGGAUGUUGAGAAAAUGGAAUAUGUCUAAAUUAUUCGUUGUGUUUGCUUUCAAAGUACUAUUUAUAAGCCUAUUUAUAGUGUAGGAAUAGAAUUUUCUCUUACUCAGUUUGCCUUAAAGAUACUUUAAUCAAACACUUAUUGGUUAUUAAAUUAAAUUAUAUUAUUGUUUUUCCUUUCUUCUGCCACGGAUCUGGACUCCCUGUAAAUGACUAUAAAAACAUGUGACGAAAAUAAAUUCAAUCCGAAUACUAACAUAAACUGCUUAUUCCUGCCGGGAAGCUAACAUGUUUCCCGGUUUGGAAUCAAGAAAAGACGUUCUACCAAAGCAUUUAAGUAAAUCUUGUGUAUCAAAAGCAAUAUCUAAAAGCUCCCUACAAUCACACGGGCUGAAUUCACCUAACCUAUCAACGCUAAAUCAAUAUGGUACAAAAUCCAAUUAGGAAUUGUCCUAUUAUAUUUUGUGCUUUGCCGACUGCAAACGCGUUAUAAAGAGAAGGAAAAAUGUCGAUAAUAUCACUUGAUGAUUUCAAAGAUUCAAUGCUACUUUCAUGCUAACUUCUAUUAUUCAAUGCUAAUUAAGGAAUAAAUAAAUAAAAUAAUUAGCGGUCAUACUGUAAAUUAUCGAGUUUAAUUAAUAUUUAUAUUUAUGUAAAAUUUUGUGUAACAUAGAUGUAAUGAGUAUGUAAUGCCAAAAAUAUGUGUGCGUUAAUAUUGACAUUUUUUUUUUUUUGAAUCAACUUGUUGUGACUCCAUUUCUUAACCGUUGAUAUUGUUAGAAAUUCAGCAGAUUAGCUGCCACAAAAUUAUACUAUAUGAUGUAAUAUAAUAUCUUGAUAACAUUCUUGAAUGAGCGUUUAACUCCAACAAAUUCAAUAGCCCUUAAUUUCCUAAUAAUCUUUCAAUUAAACAUCACAUCCUCGAAUCGUACCUACGUAUGAAGUAUUAAUAACUUUAUAGUGAAUGUUAAUUAUCUCUGUACAUAUAAUAAUAUAUUUGUAAGAAACGGCCUAGAAAUAUAACAAAUUUACCAAAAAAACUGAUUAUUUUCCUUAGACUGUUAUAAGAAUACAUAUGAAAUUGACCCUGGACACAUCUAUAUAUAGAGAUAAGCAAAAAGGCUUAACGUACACAAAGCGCUUAAUGAGGUAUCCAGGAUCAUAAAUUUCAAACUUUUGUGCUAUUUUACAACGCGUUAUUUUUAGAUGUCGAAUUAUGUAGUUCCAAAAAAAAUUUUCGACUCGAUCGUAAAGUGCAAAGAUUAAACUUGAGUUUAAGCUGUAUAAGCAUUUCAUUCAUAUACUCGUUGUCUGUGGUUUUUUUUACCGCGCAAACUGAGCACUGCGUGACACGUUAAAGAUAUACGCUUUGAAUUUUUAUCCCAAUUUAUAUUAUUUUAAGUCUGUAAUUCCCGAACAUGGUCCUUCGAGCCGGAUUUUGAAGAUUUAGUACCAGUAAGAUAAAUUAUUAACCAGAAGGUAACGAGUGGAUUAUUAUCUUCCCGAACACUCGUAGCAUAUGAAUUCUUCCUCGUAUACCACGUUGAGAUUAAAUGAUAUAUGCUCAUUGCGUUUCUGUUCUGUAGAAUAAUUAUUAGCCUAACAAGCAAGUUUUGGAUGAGAAGAUUUGUGUCCUUACGACGCUUAGGGAUAUGUGGUAGCUAUACCAGCUAUACUACUGCCAGCUGUCAAAAAUCAAUUUUUCUUGAAGAAAGGUUGAGCUUGGAUUAAUAAUAAUUGGCAAUAGGAUUUUGUGGGAAGUUCGAUCGUAUAUAAUGUGAGAAUUAUGACGUAGGAAGCAAUCAGAUUUCAAUUUAUCUACUUAGAUUAAAAACGAUGGUAAUCAAUAUAUUCAAAGGCUGGUUUGAAGUGGAAACGAAUAUGCCGGUUUUAUAAUUUGAGGUCACAAAACAAAAAAUAAAUACUUUGUUUUUAAAAGCGAGUCAAAACAAUACAAUGAUUGGAGUCUCCUUUUAAGCGUGCAAGCCUGUACUAGGAGAAGUUUGCUAAAUAGAAAUUCUGUUACAGGACACGAGUUAGUUUUAUAAACAAUUGGGAACAUCAAAAUAAAUUGCUUAUUAUUAUUUAAAUUUGAUGUUGAAAUCACAAUUUUACCAUGUGAAGCGAUUGCUGAAAAUUAUGACGUCAUCUGCUGGCAAUCUUCCUCUAAAUCCCACAUUAUUGUAUGUUAAGCUGAUUCAACCAAAAUAAACCAUCAACUUACAAUUAAAAUAUUGUGUAUGUAUAAACUAAUUAAAUAAAUAAAUAAAAAUUACGAAAAAAAUUAUGUAGACAAUAUUAAAAAUACGGUAUGUAAGUCACAUUGGCAUAGUGGUCUAAAAGAUUUAAGUGACUUUUGUGUUACAUUAAGAAACGUUAAGAUGUAGUAAGGACGUAAAAUAGAAUUUUUCGUUUUGUAUUCAAUAAAUUUUUAUACGAACGAAUCCUUGUUAUUUGUUUUUUUGCUCAAAUGUAUGUGUGUUGAUUUUUAUUAUGUCGUAUAAAUAAAUUAUUAUAUAAAA